Molecule: messenger RNA, 348 nt
Organism: Chaetomium strumarium
Lineage: Eukaryota; Fungi; Ascomycota; Sordariomycetes; Sordariales; Chaetomiaceae
Exons: 2
Coding region: 1-348 (115 amino acids)
Source: RefSeq, a predicted model, not a curated record
AUGGAUAAGUCAUGCAUCAAGAAGGCAAGCUUCCAUCUUAUAUGCCCCUGUCUCUCCCUCGCCCCUCUCUCCCUACCUCAUUCCUCCCAACCGCGGUCGUUCGAAGUCACCGCCAACAACCAAGACUACAAAGACUAUAUCGCCGAGCCCUCGCCGUCGGUUGUGCAGACGCCAGCGCAGAAACCUCCAGCUCGCCAGCAACGGGCUGCUCGACUGAUCUCUACGGCCGGGCCCAAGUUCAAUGCUUCCUUUGGGGAUCCUGCGGACGAAUUCAUUCUCCGGAAAGCUUGCUCCCGUCCGUCGGUCAAGAGCUCCCCAGGCCGAGGCAAAGCGCAAAAUCGAGGAUAG